Messenger RNA from Anopheles nili, 675 nucleotides. RefSeq lists its product as uncharacterized. The transcript has 3 exons. NCBI's taxonomy places the organism in Eukaryota, Metazoa, Arthropoda, Insecta, Diptera, Culicidae. Bases 1 to 675 code for a protein of 224 amino acids. The record is from RefSeq and is a predicted model, not a curated record.
AUGACUGAACCGGUACGUAGAGAACUGCGAAUUUCCCAUCCACCGUUGGAGCCGAUUGUCCGCGAUGGCAAGAUCCGUGAGCAAAUCGAACUGGAGAGCAAGGGCCGCCGGGAGUACCUGAAAAAGUGGGGCUACAUCACGAAACCCGAAACGACCGAGUUCUACGAUCUGAAGCGUAACAACCAGAAGCUGCGAGAGAUCCAGCAGGCCCGCAACCAGAACGUGAAUCUGCGCGAGUACGACGGCCACGGGGAGUCGUUCUUCGUGUCGCGGCAGAUGUUUAAAACCCUGCUCGACACGUGCCGGUGUGGCCGGAAACGCACCAACACCCACGCGCUCAAGUGCCUGCAGAAGCCGAAAAAUACGUACGAGAAGACGGACGACGAGGAGGAGGAUGAGGAAGCCGAACGGCAGCGCCGGAAGAGCGAGCGGCGUGGAACGAGCGGAGUUAGCGGGAGUCGUCCUUCUGGGGGUGGAGCUGAUGCCGAUGCGGGAGAGAAAACCGUCAGCAGCUACAUACCGAAGGUGCCGACGCUGAGUUCAGGAAUGUACGGUUGGCCGCAUAAUCGCUUCGUCGCGAUGGAGAAAACAACCUACUACAUCUCGCCCCGGUACACGAUGCCCGGACACCGGAUUGUCGAUUGCCAACCGUAUAACAACAUUAUCCUUGGAUAG